Hymenoscyphus albidus is the source of this 1540-nucleotide messenger RNA. The record is from the annotation of a GenBank genome assembly. NCBI's taxonomy places the organism in Eukaryota, Fungi, Ascomycota, Leotiomycetes, Helotiales, Helotiaceae.
AUGAAUUCGUUACUGGGAGAACACUUCAAAUUGCAAGAAGUCAGCAAGCAUGAUCUUGCCAUUGCGUCUAUUGUAAUUGGUUUUACUUUCGGAAUAGGAACCCUUGCUACGGUACAUCCCACUUACCACCUAGCCGUCAUCUCUUGGAGAUCUAAAUUUUUCUCAUCUCUGACUUUGUAUAACACAGUGGAAAGCAUUCAAGCAGACAUCGAGAAUAUACCUACGUUACGGAGCUGCGAAGCUCAACACACCAUAUAUUGUAAGUACCCAUUGGGUCGGUCUUGAUUUCCGACCACCAUAGUUUGCUGAGUCUGUCUUCGUUAAAUUGUAGUCUCAAUUGGCAAUAGUAAGGUACUAACUUGGUGGCAGUGGAUGAUAUGGCUAGAGAUAAUAGUGUGUUGUGCUAUGGCCAUAAUAUCUUACCUUCACCUAUACGGGGUUAUUCCACACAGGUAUGUAUUAUACUCCAUUGUAGUUAUCUAUGGCUGAUAUCAAGUCUUAGUUUCUUAUUCUACUUUGGGAAUCGUAAGUUACUUAGGUGUUGUCGGCUCCUUCUUACUGAAUCCGCACAGUUGUCUUAUGGUCCAUCCAAGUGCAACUUUUGCUGCAGAUUAUCAUCAAUCGGAUCUGUCUCCUGCUACCAGACCGUAAAAAAGGCCUGUAUAUAAAAAUAGGGCCCGCAAUCAUAAUCACGGCGAUCAAUAUAUCAGUUUUCUGCAUCUGGAUUCCGGCACGACUGCAGAUUUCCGCAAGGAUGGAGUAUAUCAAUAAUAUUUGGGAUCGGUGUGAAAAGAUCAUCUAUUUGGGAGUCGACGGCUCUCUUAAUCUAUACUUCAUUCGCAGUGUUCAGAGGAAACUGGUGAAGAACGGGUUUGUGAAGUACGAUCGACUGGUGAGGUUCAAUAAGUGUCUCGUUGGGUUGUCGCUGUCGAUGGAUGUAUUAAUUAUUGCUACUAUGAGUUUGAAGAACGGCUUUGUGUAAGUAUUCUGAUCCCUCUCUACUAUCGCCAGCUUCAUUCUCGCUAACCUGCCUCUUUAGAUACAACCAGUAAGCACCAAAUGACUUCCCUGUCAUAUCUCGAUUUUAAACUUCUAUCCGCGCGCGCAAAAUAUCUUAUCGUAUUCAAAAGCCAUCAUUGCUCUCUCUUACUGAGCCUUAAUCAACCACAGAUUCCAUCCACUCGCUUACAUCGUAAAGCUCAAAAUCGAAAUGUCAAUGGCCGAUUUAAUCGUCAGAGUAUGCAACACGACCAACGACAGGGCAAUACCGAAGAACAUCCAAUUCCAUCUUCCAUUCCAGCGCAGCCAAAGCAGAGGAGGAGCAACCUCAGAACGCAGUUCCACCGCCCUCGAGCGAUUCGAUAUACUGAAUCCCAAGGAAAUAGCGAAGCCUGCAGAUACGUACAAAAGCAUUACCGAGAUACGCGAGGGGCAGCUGGCUGUGAAGAUGAAGAGGGAGGUACAUAUGAUUGUGGAGGAUAGAAUCAGCCAUGGUGAUCAGAAAAGUCUCAAGAGUUGCCGCUCAGGGAGAGCCUUUUGA